AAACACGACUAUGCGUUCGGGUCUAUCGGCGUUGUGGAUUGUCGAGAUGUGAACAUAUUAAACCUUGUUACUAAAAUCAACGUUAUGGACCUCCGUAGUGCUUUGGCUGUGUUGAUAGAAGGUUACGCUUUAAGAAUAAAAGCGAUCUACGUAGUUUCAACAUCAAAAGCAAUUGACGCGUUUGUGACCCUACUGAAACAAGUUGUCAGUCACAAAGUGUCAGACAGGAUCUAUGUGCUCAAAACUGUUGAAGCUAUACAUGAGUUUGUGCCUAAGGAGGUCCUGCCCAAAGACUAUGGUGGGGAUCAGAUGACGCUGAAAGAGGUUUCAGAAAACUGGAAAAGAGUUCUAAGCGAGAAGGAGAACGUGUCGUACUUCAGGAGUAUGUUCAGAGCGAGAACUAACGAGAACUAUCGCCUGACUGCCGCUUACAACGCCGAGGUGUUGGGCAUGCCGGGCUCUUUUAGGACUUUGAAUAUAGACUAG
This is a messenger RNA of Helicoverpa zea (corn earworm), 486 nucleotides long. RefSeq names its product alpha-tocopherol transfer protein-like. The annotation marks the transcript as partial. Gene Ontology annotation, molecular function: phosphatidylinositol bisphosphate binding. The record is from RefSeq and is a predicted model, not a curated record. The transcript is spliced from 3 exons. NCBI's taxonomy places the organism in Eukaryota, Metazoa, Arthropoda, Insecta, Lepidoptera, Noctuidae. Gene Ontology annotation, cellular component: membrane.